Messenger RNA from Pedinophyceae sp. YPF-701, 786 nucleotides. Lineage: Eukaryota; Viridiplantae; Chlorophyta; Pedinophyceae. The record is from the annotation of a GenBank genome assembly.
AUGGGCGCGGCAGCGUCGUGCUGCCUAGCGUGCUGCGAUCCGGAGCCACCGUUCGAACCGCAUUCCCUGUACGACCGCAGAACGCACGCGAUCCGCGACCUGCACCUCUGCAUUCAGUCCAACGCGGGCCGCAUCAUCCUGACCGGCACGUGCGUGCGGAUCGGCGAAGUCAACCGCAACCGUCGCUUCUAUCCCAAAGAGCCCCUCGAACGCGCCGUCGCCGUCCUCUGCGGGCGCUACUCCAUCCCGCUCUCCGGCACACCCUCCCUGCCCGAGCCAAACGAGCCCCCGCCCUCGGACGAACGCGACGGCCUGCUCGGACCGGGCGCGGCCUCGAGCUCCGCCGCGCCCGCCGCGGCUCCCCGCGCGCACGCGCAGCUCGCCCCGCCGGCGUUCACCGAGUCGCGGCCCCAGGAGCUGAUCGGGGCGCUGGAACACCCCCCGUACGACGACCCGGACUUCCGGGACCCCGCGCGCGGUACAGCCACGACGCACAGAGUCCUGGCGCUCGCUUGGGAGGGUCCGGAGCUCCGCGUCGCCCUCGAGAUCGACGGCGAGAGGAGCAGGGCUGCACGGGCGGUGGUGAACAGGCUGGCGCGCGGGGGGCGGUACGGGUGCUCGGUGCGGUGUUGGGGCACGCUGCGGCAGGGGCAGGGCGGAGAGUGGCGCGUGAUGGACGACCUCGAGGUGCUCACCGUGGACCUGGUGCGGCGCCCUGCCACCGACGGGGGCUGGUGCCGUCCCAUCCGUGGCAAGUGGCGAGGGAAGAUCGACGACUCGAUCUGA